AUGAGCACUACGACCAGGACAAUCCCAAGCACAAUAACGAUCGAGGGUGCAGGGGCCGCAAGUGCAAUAGGGUCCCGACCAACACAACAAGAUCAGUACACAUUCCUCCUCCCAGAGAACUUCUUAACGAACUCCGACGACAAGAUAGCCUUCUUCGCAGUCUACGACGGGCACGGUUCCAGUAAAGUCUCCAAACACGCCAACGAAAACAUCCAGCGCUUCCUACAAGAAAGCCCGGAGCUUGAAUCGGGUCGGUACGAAGAGGCCAUCCAAGAGGCUCUUAAGAAAGAGGAAGCGGCGCUACUGAAAGGAUUCCGCGCCGGCGAGGAGAAAUUCGCGACGUCCGGGUCGACUGCUGCCUUGGCCUUGGUCAAUCUGACCCAGGGCGUUCUGGUUGUUGGCAACUUGGGUGAUUCGCAUAUUCUCAUGGCCGAUUAUACUGGGGCGAGCGAGGGGGCUACUGAUAUCCGUCGGAUAACGAAGGCACAUAAACCGGGCGAUCCUGAUGAGAAGAACCGAAUCAUGGAUGCCGGCGGUGUGGUCAACACCGACACUGGGACGGAAAGGCUAGGGGCCCUGAACAUGUCCCGGGCGCUGGGCGACCUCCAGUAUAAGGAACCUCUUAUUAACUCGGGGACGGGGCCGCUCAAUGAACCGCAGAGGCGCGCUGAUAUCACCUUUUCAACUGAGCAACAGAGUCUUCUGUCGAGUGAACCAUACCUGACACGGGUCAACCUGAAUGAUGGGGGUCAACACGUUUUGAUCUUAACCUCAGAUGGCGUGACUAAUGGGCUUGAAGAUGAGAUUAUCGUACAUGGGUUAUUGACCUGCUACCGGUCUGGGCUAAAUGCAACAGAGUCUGCGAAGUAUAUUGUUGACGAGGCUGCGGAUGUGCCGGGGAGCGAUAAUGCUACGUGCAUUGCGGUUUUCAUUGGUGGUAGAUCAUGA
Aspergillus bombycis is the source of this 948-nucleotide messenger RNA. RefSeq names its product PP2C family serine/threonine-protein phosphatase. Lineage: Eukaryota; Fungi; Ascomycota; Eurotiomycetes; Eurotiales; Aspergillaceae. Gene Ontology annotation, biological process: protein dephosphorylation. Gene Ontology annotation, molecular function: cation binding; protein serine/threonine phosphatase activity. The transcript has 5 exons. The coding region runs from base 1 to 948 and encodes 315 amino acids. The record is from RefSeq and is a predicted model, not a curated record.